UCCAUAAAUUCCUUGCGCCACCGCCUCUGUAUCGCUACCUGCAUCGCAAUUUUGGCCCUAACAUGCAUCGGUGCCGCUGCCAUCGACACCAACCAUCUGCAACAAUUUUCACGCCAAUCGCCAAAGAUCCCCCCAUAGUCGAAGUUAGCAAACUCAAAGCAGGGAAAUCAGGUCCCAUCCCAUGUCUUCAGUCCAUCUCAUUCCAUCCACAACCACUCCGCUAAAAUAUCUCGAAUCCUGCUCAACCAUGGCGGAGCUCAAGCAGCACCACGCCCAAAUCGUCAAGCUCGGCAUCUCCUCUGACAAUGAUGCUAUGGGCCGCCUCGUCAAAUUCUGCGCCGUCUCGCGCUCCGGCGACUUGGCCUAUGCACUUAAGGUGUUCGCUUCAUUGCCCCAACCAGAUGCUUUCGUAUACAACACCAUCUUCAGAGGCUAUAUGCAGGCACACUUGUACACUAACUGCAUUCUCCUCUACGCCCACAUGCUCGAAAACUCCAUUGCGCCCAAUAACUACUCCUUCCCUCCCCUCAUACGAGCCUGCAGCGACGGCGCCACUGCUGGAGGGAAGCAGCUGCACGCCCACGUGAUCAAACUCGGCUUCUUCCGAGAUUCGUAUUGUCAGAACAAUCUGAUUCGUAUGUACGUGGAUUUCGGAGAAUUGGAUGAGGCGAAGAGAGUGUUUGAUGGUAUGGAUAGAAAGGAUGACGUUUCUUGGACUACGAUGAUCAGCGGCUACUCGCAAUGGGGGCGUGUGGAUGAAGCGAUGCGCAUUUUUGAGACGAUGCAGGUCAAGAACUCGGCUGCGUGGAACGCUGUGAUCGCAGCUCAUGUGCAGAAUAAUAGGUUCCAUGAUGCGUUCAGACAGUUCGAUAGAAUGACGGAGGAGAAUGUGGAGAUGGACGGCUUCGUCGCUGCUAGCAUGCUCGCAGCCUGCACAGGGCUUGGUGCGUUGGAGCGGGGCGAGUGGAUACACGAGCGCAUGGAGAGGACGGGGAUCAAGAUCGACACGAAGCUGGCCACGACGCUCAUGGAUAUGUACUGCAAAUGCGGGCGUUUGGACAAGGCUGUGGAGGUGUUUGAUGGGCUGCGUAGCAAAGGAGUUUCGUCGUGGAACUGUAUGAUCGGAGGGUUCGCCAUGCAUGGUCGAGGCAGAGAUGCAAUUGAGCUUCUGAGGAAGAUGGAGGCGGAGGCAGGGGAGUCGGGGAGGAGGCCGGAUCAUGUGACAUUCGUGAAUGUUCUUGCAGCUUGUGCGCAUUCGGGUAUGGUGGAGGAAGGCAGGCAUUACUUCUCCUACAUGACCGAAGCCUACGGCAUUACUCCGAGGAUGGAGCACUACGGCUGCUUGGUGGAUCUGCUGGGGCGGGCGGGGUUGCUGGAUGAAGCUAGGAGGGUUAUAGACGAGAUGCCGAUGAGGGCGGAUGUUGGUGUGUUGGGAGCUCUUCUUGGGGCCUGCAGAAUCCAUGGGAAUCUUGAAAUGGCGGAGGAGGUAGGGCGACGGGUGAUUGACCUAGAGCCGGGGAACAGUGGGCGCUACGUGCUGCUGGCGAAUCUAUACGCCAAGGCGGGGAGAUGGGAGGAUGUAGCGAGGGUUAGGAAGUUGAUGAACGAUAGAAGGGUGAAGAAGGUGGCCGGUUGUUCCAUGAUCGAACUGGCUGGUGGAGUGAGUGAGUUUGUGGCCGGAGGUAGGGCUCAUCCGGAGGCUCGAGAGAUAUAUGCCAAAGUUGGGGAAAUGGUGGGUAAGAUUAGGGACUUAGGGUAUGUGACAGAGAGUGAGGGAAUGUUGUAUGAUGUAGGUGAGGAGGAGAGUGAGAAUCCAUUGCACUACCACAGUGAGAAGCUGGCUAUUGCAUAUGGGCUGCUGAAGACUAAACCCGGUGAAACGAUUCGUGUCACCAAGAAUUUGCGCGUCUGCAAGGACUGUCACGAAGCAAGUAAGCUGAUCUCGGGGGCGUAUGAUCGAGAGAUCAUCGUGAGGGAUCGGAACCGAUUUCACCAUUUCAAAGGGGGAGCAUGUUCGUGCAACGACUACUGGUAGACGAGAUCCUCUGUUACAAAACGAUACGAUUGAAGCAAAGAAAUAUAUGCGGUUAUGGCUGUAUGUAUUGGUGUAUACUAGUCUGAUUUAAAGGAAUAGUUCAAACAGUGCUAUUAUUCAUACCAGUUUAGCUAUUGUUCA
Salvia miltiorrhiza (redroot sage) is the source of this 2176-nucleotide messenger RNA. Its product is annotated as pentatricopeptide repeat-containing protein At5g66520-like. Gene Ontology annotation, molecular function: RNA binding; protein binding; zinc ion binding. Lineage: Eukaryota; Viridiplantae; Streptophyta; Magnoliopsida; Lamiales; Lamiaceae. Gene Ontology annotation, biological process: RNA modification. Bases 182 to 2035 code for a protein of 617 amino acids. The transcript is spliced from 2 exons. The record is from RefSeq and is a predicted model, not a curated record.